Molecule: messenger RNA, 2409 nt
Organism: Aspergillus eucalypticola CBS 122712
Lineage: Eukaryota; Fungi; Ascomycota; Eurotiomycetes; Eurotiales; Aspergillaceae
Product: putative glycosyl hydrolase
Exons: 1
Coding region: 334-2193 (619 amino acids)
Source: RefSeq, a predicted model, not a curated record
UCCCCGCAACGGCCGAACGUCAAAACUUAUCGCUCAACGCCACUUCCUUCCCUCGUUCAUGGCCCGCCCUGGGGACCAUUGACUGUUAAAAUAUGCCUCAUUAGAUUCUCGCUGCUCGUUGGAUGCUGGCGGUUUUCUGAGCUCUCUUUCUCCCCGCGUCUGUCUCGAGUUCUGCGUGCUUAAAGUCAUUCCUCACGUAUUGUUACCUCGAAUCAUUACUCGAACACUUGCUUAUCGGUACCUCCGCCCUGGGUUACCAGGAACCAGGUCCAGGACCACGAGACCAGUCGUUCACUGCGGGCUUGAGGGACUUACAACUAGAAAGCCUUCAAUAUGCGUGCGUUACUUGUUAUUCAUAGGUUGCUCUGCUUGCUUGCAGUCUUCUCUGAGACCAAUGCGCUGGCGUUGCGGUCGCAGGACGUCCUUGCGCCAUUGUCUCCAAAUGCGCAGAUUCGGCUGGAGGAUUCAACCGAUCCCCCGUCAAAGCAGCUUCCCCUUCCUGCUCCAGAGAAGCCCAGUGAACCGAUCGGCUCGAUAAGCCGCACUUACAACGAUUUGCUGGAUGCUCUCAAUGUGAUGCAGGAUGACUACUUCCAGCUUUGGCAAGGCACCUGGCCUACUAGUAUCGAUUGGACUGCUGCCGUGCUUGGGACUCAUGUCUCCGCCACCCUCUCCUCACUGACUUCUACGGCGGGGGAUGUGCUGUCGAACCUCCUUUCAGAGAAUGCCAGUGGGAAUCACAAAGAGCUGGAAGAUAUAACUGAACAGUAUUCGUUGGGAUUCGAGAAUCUCAUUAACCAUUAUUUUGACCAAACCUCAGCAUUCUACUUCGGUGAGGAUGCCUUUGCUGUAAGAAACCAGGCCUUCGAUGACAUGCUAUGGGUUGUUUUGGGCUGGCUGGAGAACAUAAAGUUCCAAGUGUUGCACAGCGACCUGCAUUACGAUGACCCCUUCUCACCCAACGAGACAACAAAACGCCUCUGGCAUGGAACCCAGUUUCAGUCUCCGGCGGCUCAUCGGGCACGUGUGUUCUACGGUCUUGCGUCCGGGGGUUGGGACGUUUCCUUGUGUAAUGGCGGGAUGAUCUGGAGCCCUUACCUGACGCCCUACAAGAAUGCCAUCACCAAUGAGCUGUACAUAGCCGCUAGCAUCGGGAUGUAUCUCUACUUCCCCGGAGACUUUAUUGAUUCACCCUUUAUGGGAACCACAUUGGACGAUGAGAACUGGUCAGACGGUUACCCUCACGACCCAACUCAUCUGCAGGCGGCCAUCGAGGGAUAUUCGUGGCUAAAUGCCUCAAAUAUGACGGGUGCCAAUGGCCUCUAUGGCGAUGGCUUCCAUAUCAGUGGUUGGAAGAGUGCCGAUGAUCCUGGCACGCGCAAAUGUGAUGUUCUCAACACCAUGGUAUAUACAUACAACCAGGGAGUGAUCCUUAGCGGGCUAAGGGGACUUUGGUUAGCUACCGGUUUGCAGCAGUAUCUAUCUGACGGGCACCGAUUGGUCAAUGAUGUGCUCUUGGCUACCGGAUGGCCUGACAAAGGCAGUCAGCAGUGGGAAGGGCUUGGCCGCGGAGGUGUGUUGGAAGAUGCGUGCGACUCUUCCGGGAGCUGCUCCCAAAAUGGACAAACCUUCAAAGGUAUCUUCUUUCAUCAUUUGGCCGAGUUCUGCCGAGACAUCCGGCCGCAGGAAUUGCGUUUUCUGGCCAGUGCCAACCGCACAGGGGACGGGGAAGACGGCUGGCAGUACGUAUACGAGUGGCACCAAGCACGAUGCCGAACAUACCGCCCCUGGAUCGAGCACAACGCCAACGCCGCUCUGUUGACCAAGAAUGGCGACGGCAAGAUCGGCGAGUGGUGGGGAAACACCACCGCCACCGACGUGAGUCCUCUGCCGCAGGGGGCGAUCGACUAUCAAAACUAUGGGGCGCAGGGUGAGGACUCAGAGGCACUGACGGGACUUCUCCGCAGCCGUGGCUCUAAGGGCCCCAGCGAAGACGAGACGCUGGGACUCGAUUCCACACGACAGCUGCAGGGCUGGGGAACUGCACCGGAGCGGUCGGGUUUCACAGAGCGCGAUUAUGCGCCGAACGACUACAACGAUCGUGGCCGCGGACGCACUGUUGAGACACAGUCAGGAGGUGUCGCGGUGCUGCGGGCAUUGUACCAGUGGAAGACGACCUCGUCUCUUGCAUGAUCCGGGUCAUUCGGCCGACGGCCUAGCACUUGCUGUACAAAUGGGUUGGUUGGUUUGAUUGUAUGUUAGGAGUUUCAGGGAUACCUACACUAGGACCGGAACAGGCGUUUUGGAAGCACGAUUACCUUCGUCAUCUGUAGGGCGCGGCAGCCAUCACUCACCUACGUACAUACACAGAACAUGCAUGAUGUCUUGAUCAGCAGAACAAAUUUGCCA